Molecule: messenger RNA, 2690 nt
Organism: Cucumis sativus (cucumber)
Lineage: Eukaryota; Viridiplantae; Streptophyta; Magnoliopsida; Cucurbitales; Cucurbitaceae
Exons: 2
Coding region: 441-2345 (634 amino acids)
Molecular function (GO): calmodulin binding
Source: RefSeq, a predicted model, not a curated record
AUGAAUAUGAAACUUAGAUGAUUAGUAUACAGUUAUGAUAAUCUUUUGGUUAGUUAAUUAAAUUUGUCAUCUUGAUUAAUCUCACCUCAUUUUUUUUCAUGCAAACCAACUGUUUGCGGAAAUGACUAGGGAGUUUAUGAAACCAAAAAAUAAGUUGAAAAGAAAAAUGGUGGUUUAAUUUCAAUGGGAUUCUCGUUCGUCAAGUCCGAUUAGUUAUAACAUAUGCUCUAAAUUGGAAGAGGGAGAUUGUUUUGCUGCAACAAACGCGGGUUCUUUAUAACGUUUCAGCUCUUUUCGUCAGAACCCCAAAUCUUUUCUCCUAUCUCUCUGCAGCAAGAAAAUUAGAAGGACCCUUUUUUGGGUCUUCUCUUUUUUCUUUGCUUUUUGCCUUCUUGAUCAACGCCUAAAAUUAGGGUUCUGUUCAAUAAUUUUUUCGUGUAAUGGCCAACGAGAAUAGUGAUAUACCACUUGCUAUGGAGGAGGUUAGUGAGGCUGAAGUUAGCCAAGAAGAGAGCUUUGAUAUCCCUGUCAUUGCAGUUGCCAAUAUAAGUGAGCCUGAAGAUAUCACCGAGGAAAUCAUUGAUAUAAUUGACAUCAUUGAUAUCCCAGCCACUAUAGAGGUAAAUGAGCCCGACAUCGUUGAUAUCCCAGCCACUAUAGAGGUAAGUGAGCCCGAGAGUUGCAAGGUAGAAGUUAUCAUGGACAUUAAUAGUAAUAUCCCAAAGAUCAGACCAAGGGUUCUCUCUCGCUACCUUCUACCCUACACAGGCUCCUGCCACGAUUUUUGCAAAUAUGGUUCAAAACAUGAUCUUGAAGGGAAGCCUGCAAGUCCAAUCUCGAGAAAAGCUAAGUUAGUUGGAGGCAAUGGCCAGGAUUUGAGGAGGACUGUAGUUUCUUUGGCGAAACAAAACAAAGAAUCAAACAGUCGGAAGUCCUCCCUGGAGUACAACCCCAGCAAUGUUACCGACUUGAAGGAAGAUAUAAUAUCUUCCCCAGAGAUUGUUACUCCUUCUCCAAAGAGGCUUUUACCUUCCACCAAGGAAGUACAGGCUGCAGCAGUGCAUUAUAGUCGAACGAAACUUAAUUUGUCUUUAUCAAAGGUGUCUUCUUUUGCAGGACAAGGCGGUUCACGAACCAAAAGAAAUAAAGAAAUUCGAAAAGGAAAGAAAAAAGAAGGAGAUGGAAGUUUAAGCAGUUCAAAUAGUACAAGUAGAAGCCUAGAGAUGAAUGUCUCCGCAGAGGAGGACAUAACAGCCUUGGUGCCAGAAGUAGGUUCUAGGACUCCAAGAACUCGUGUCAAGCGAGUUGCAAUUGCAGAUAAGAAAAACAUUGGGAGGAAUGGCUUGAAAAGCCAAACCCAUCCUAUAAAAUGUAAACCCGAUCCAUCUAACAAUGAGGAUGUGGAGGAGAAAACUUUGUACAUGAUUGAACCGUCUACCAAGGAUGAAACAGAGGAGAUCUCUCAGAAUAGUGUUCAUACAACCGAGUCAUCUCAACCACAAUCUUCAUCAACAACAGACAACAACUUGAAGCAUGAACAAGAAGCAGCUGCGAACUCCAUAGUGCCACCAAUGUCAGUGAAAAAGAACGUCGUGAAACGUGCUAGAAAUGGUACCAGUGCUAAGAUUUUAUGUACAUCUCCAACAGCAUCCAAAGUAUUCAAAGGUAUUAGACCUAAGAGAUUUGGUAUGGUUCAAAGGUCCGAGACUCGAUCAGCUCCUUCAUCACCAUUGUCAUCUAGGUUCCAAUCUGAACCCAUCCAUGUUGAGCACCGUGGCUCUACCUCAGGAAAUGAUGUGAAAAAAAGUGAGAAUUCAAAGGUGGACCACAGGCUUAAGACCAAAGGGAUGACUCUAACCGAUUCAGAAAAUGGAGACUGCCAGUCUAGAAAGCUUAAGUUUAGGAAGGGCAAGACGGUUGAACUUCAACCUGAAACCAGUUCGCCAAGGAGGCUCAAAUUUCGGCAUGUACGUUUACUCGGUGAGACUCAAAGUCCUAAAGGUGAUUCAAGGAAGAGAAACAUCAUGGGUAAAGAUGGGAACCAAAAUGGGAAGGAAGGUGAGAAUAGUUCUUUAAGACAGCAAGAUAAGGAUUUAAAGAAAAAGAGAAGCUUUAGGGAUGGUAAAUUGAUUUCUAGUAGAUUCAAAUCUGAGAGAGUUGUCCUUAGGCAUCAAGAUUCAAAAGGAAAGAAAGAAAUCCUAAAUCUGUUUAAUAAUGUCAUUGAAGAGACAGCAAGCAAGCUUGCAAAAACCAGAAAAAGUAAGGUGAAGGCUUUGGUUGGUGCCUUUGAAACUGUAAUAUCUCUUCAAGAUACCAAACCUGCUGCAACAACAAGUGUUGCAUGAUAUAAGUUUGUGUGUGACAUGACAUAUAUAUUAUAUAUACCUUGUAUGUAGAUAACAAUCUGAAAAAGGUAAUAUAAAUAUAUAUAUAUAUGUAUAAAGCUUCAAAUAUGACAUGAGAGUUAAGUUAAGUUAAAAAAAGAAAAAAAAAAAAAAAAAAAGCUUUGAUGGAAAUGCUAUGGCCUAUGUGGAGAAUGGUUGGGUUAUUUCAAUAAAAGCUUUUGGGAAGAUUGGUUUUUAUUUUUCUUGUGUGAUGAGGUUCUUUGUUUAUUGGGUCUUUUGUAGGAUCUCUUUAUGUAUCAUUAGUGUAUUUGUAAUCAAGGAAUUCUAGUCUUGUGCUUUUUCUCA